Molecule: messenger RNA, 2002 nt
Organism: Mobula hypostoma (lesser devil ray)
Lineage: Eukaryota; Metazoa; Chordata; Chondrichthyes; Myliobatiformes; Myliobatidae
Exons: 8
Coding region: 125-1039 (304 amino acids)
Biological process (GO): cell-cell adhesion
Cellular component (GO): cell-cell junction; plasma membrane
Molecular function (GO): cell adhesion molecule binding
Source: RefSeq, a predicted model, not a curated record
CCCGGAAGCCAGCGAGCGAGCAGAGGUAGACAAUCUCCGCCUUCCAAGCCCGGGAUAAGAGCUCAGAUCCCAGAGCCCUUUCAAAGUUUCCUGCAACCUAUCCGGGACCUGGGGGGAGAGGACGAUGGCGCAGGUUUUCUGGGCUCUACUGGGAGCUGCACUCAAUCUGCAGGCAGUCCUGGCCGCAGAGACAUUAGAGGUGAUGGUGAAAGAACCGGUAGGUCCAAUUAUGGAAGGCAGUGACGUGACCCUCCAGUGUCUGCCCAAAGAUCUCAACAUUUCCUCCUGUAAAUUCCAGAUGUACCACAAGUGGAUUAAUUCGUGGAUGAACAUUGACACCACAAACACACUUCGCUGCUGGUUUUACAACUUCAAUGUGAGUCGUGCGAAUGGGGAACUCCUGCUGCAGGUGAAGAAUAUCUAUAAGUGGCACAUGGGGCCCUAUCGCUGUGUGUCCGACCAGAUGGAGCGGGAAGUCGCAUCGGACAACAUCACCAUCCCACUGCAAUAUCUGAACUAUGUUUCCAUCACUGAGGUGGGUGGCCAGUUAAGCCCCUUCAGGAGCCAACGAGUCUUCAGGGUCAUGAGGGGGAAGAGCCUGGAGCUUCAGUGUUUGGCCAGAUCAUCACAGACCCCACUCUUUCAGUGGCAGCAACAGGGCAGUGAUUGGAUUUAUCCGAACAGUUCCCUCCGGAUCGAGGAGGUCACUGCCGAGGAUGGUGGAACAUACACCUGUAAGGCCACUCACCCCUCCAUCCCUAGCCUAUCACAGUGCAGGUCUGUCCAGAUUGAGGUGGUGGAAGAACCACUCAGUUCCCUGCAGCUCAGUCAGAUGAAUUUGGUCUUGGCUAUCAUCUUGCCCGCUGGCAUCCUCCUGCUGACCGCGGUUGGGGUGACCACGUGCGUCUAUCGGGCGCGCAAGGACAACUGGAAGAAAAUGAAGCCUCUUGAUGAUGAGGUUGUGAAGACUCCCAUCUGGAAAGGCAGCUCCUCGCUCACUCCGAGCACCGUCUCCGAUUCCGUCCCUCUGGUCCUGUGAAGAGGGCUCCCUUGAUGUCUAAUGCAUUCAUUUUGAAGAAUUUUACGUUUUCCUCCUUCUUUACAAUGCUUUGGACGUGGGAGAAGCGAUUGAUUUUCACGAUUAUCUAAACUUCAACUAUCAAUAUUCUUUAAUUUUUCUCCUAUGAACUGUACUGGUGCUGGGUGGGUGAAGGAAUUGAUUUUUACUACUGUCUUAAAUGAAAUUAUUAAAUAUUAAUAUUUUGGUUUUUAAUAGCAUAUUUGACAAAUAUAGAAAGUAAGGAAAAAGUUUUAAAGUACUGUAUAGGGAUUGUAAUGGAUUGGAUGGCGAGCAGUCACCAGAGUGAGAACAGCGCCACCCUGUGGACAGGAUGACUCACUGCGGCUCCUGAGUUCAUGAACUCUUUCUCUACCUGAGAUAGACUGUGAACGUUUCCUGGCUGUGUGCUCUGGCGCCUGUAGGAAGGACCGUGAGGGGUGAGGGCAGGAGACUUCAGGCAUUUCCUGGGGGAGGGGGGGUCAGUGAAAGUAGAAUGGUUGGGAUUUUUCAUGAAUUAAUCCCUUAUUUCCUGUUUGAACUGUCGUGAUUGCUGAUCAAUAUAAUGGUGUGCUUUCACUAAUUAGUUUUAGUUACAUUAGAUUAGAUUCAAUUUUAUUAUCAUUGUGCUGAGUACAGAUACAAAGCCAAUGAAAUGCAAUUAGCAUCUGACCAGAAGUGCAAAGGAAUUGUAUUAUUUACAAAAUAUGAGAGAACAGAACAUAGAAUGCACAGGCUGUUGGCCCAUGAUGCUGUGCAUUUUAACCUGCCCUAAGAUCAACCUGGCCUUUUCCCCCUACAUAGCCCUCCAUUUCUCUAUCAUCAAUGUGCCUAUCUAAGAGUUUCUUAAAUGUUCCUAAUGUAUCUGCCUCUUCCACCACGCACCUAUCAGUCUGUGUAAAGAACUUACCCCUAACAUCCCCCCUAUCCUUCCCUCCAAUCACC